Messenger RNA from Zingiber officinale, 1288 nucleotides. RefSeq lists its product as uncharacterized. Bases 215 to 730 code for a protein of 171 amino acids. NCBI's taxonomy places the organism in Eukaryota, Viridiplantae, Streptophyta, Magnoliopsida, Zingiberales, Zingiberaceae. The record is from RefSeq and is a predicted model, not a curated record. The transcript has 4 exons.
CUACGCUACUUCGCUCUUUUUUUUUUUUUUCCUUGAUCAUUUUCUCUCUUUCAUUUUUCCUGGCUAUAAAUCUUCUCCGAAUCUCUCCGGCACUCUCCUUCCUUCUUCUUCGCCACUCCGUGCUCCCGCUGGGGUUCGCUCCAUUGUCUCUCUCUUGAAAAGAGGGGCGGGACAAGGCUUUGCUGUUGCGGGUCUGGAAGAGAUUGGAGCAAAAAUGAAUCACUGCGCGAUGCAACAGCAGAACGCCUUUAUCGCCUGCGAAGAGAUCCGGCCCCCCUUCGCCGUCGCCGAGAGGAAGCCGCCUGUCCUCUGCCCCAAGCCUCGGCGAGUGAGCCCGUUCGCUUCCGUUGCAGAUCCGGUCAGACCUCUUCGAUGGCACACAAGUCAUCAGUUGGAUUUAUCUGAUUCGAAGGCCGGGGCGGACCUCCUUGACAUAUUUCUUUCAAAGGGAGCAGAACAGAAUCAAGUUUCUUUUUCACCGCCCUUCUUCUGCGGCUCGCCGCCUAGUCGUGCGGCGAAUCCAGUAGUCCACGACGCCCGCUUCGGCGAGGACCGCCCACCGGCGCCUUUCGCCCCUUCACCACUAACCCAAUCCGGCCCGCCGGCGUCCCCAAAGCAAGGCUGUGCCCAUGCUAAGUUUGGCCUGGUCCCGGCAGCCGUGCGUGUCGAGGGUUUUGACUGCCUUAACCGCGGCCGCCGGAGCUGCAGCGGCAUCACUGCCGUGGCCUAAACCGGCCCCUUCUUCCAGCGCGCUCUCGGCACCGUUUUGGAGCGCUGCGGUAGGAAGAGUGGGGGAAAAAACAGAGGAAACAAAAAAUUAACAUCAACAAAUUAAAAGUCUAAAAACUAGGCGAAGUUAGCAACAGAGAUGGGGAAGAGAAUUAAGUUUAAAAGAAAAUGGAGCUCUUAGGUAUUUUGCGAGGCCUUUCAGCUUUUUCUUUUCAAUUGUACAUUUUUCUGGUACCAAUCUGUCUGUUUGUAAUUUAAGUUUCAUGUAGAUACAAAAUAAGGGAGGUGAGAGGGAGAGGAAGAAUUCAAAUCUCUUAUCUUUUUUAUGUGUUUGAUUUUGAUCCAUGAAUUAGAUUUGAGCUAUUGUUCUUUGGAGCUGUGACUCCAAAGGGAGACUAUAGUUUUGAGCUCAAAUGUCCUGGGUCUUCUUGUUCAGUCAGAGUUCCAAAAUUGUUAUUGUAAAAAAGUUAGGUUGUCAUCUCUUUUGAGUCCUCAUUUGUGUAAAUAUUCAAUUUGUAUAUACUCUCUUGGAAAUGUUGUUGCUGUAUGGUUGUUGAAA